Trypanosoma rangeli is the source of this 1212-nucleotide messenger RNA. RefSeq lists its product as uncharacterized. The transcript has a single exon. NCBI's taxonomy places the organism in Eukaryota, Euglenozoa, Kinetoplastea, Trypanosomatida, Trypanosomatidae. The record is from RefSeq and is a predicted model, not a curated record. The coding region runs from base 1 to 1212 and encodes 403 amino acids.
AUGGAGGGCAUGGGUCGGGUGGAGAGCGUUGCGGAGCAGGGGCACCUCUUUCACUUCGUGGUGGAUGACGUUUCCCCUGAUGUCCCUGAUACAACACGCGCACGGCACUACUACGUUGUGUCUAGGGACCGCUCACGCGUCCGUGCCUACUUCUACCUGCUUCUAAGCCUCUGUGAGCUGAGUGAUUGUGCCAGGCUGAGCCACUGGUUGGCACUUUACAGUCGACUCUUUGGUGCCAUUUCCUCCGAACGCUUUUUAGAAAUGAUUCUUGACACCGCAAAAACAUGCGUCUAUCAAUACGUCUUCUUUGUCGAUGAGUAUGUCGCUCAGUUGGCGUUAAACACAUUGACAAUAAACUCCUCCUCCACUCUGUGCGAGCGAAACGGCGGGGAGUCACGGAAUCAUUUGUUUCAGACUCCAAAAAGUGCAGGGACGGUAGAACUCAUAGAGCCCCUUGCUGAAGUUGAUAGUCAGCAUCACGUUGAGGCGGAUUCGCUGCAUAAAUGCGCGGCCUCAAGUAUGUCGUUGGCAGAACACACGAUGCUGGAGAGUCGAUCACGGGAGGUGCAACUACUUCUGCAGCAGGAGCGAAAUCAACGCGAGAUAGAGCUGGCAGCGUUGCGUGAGGCGAUGACUGAGAUGAAGCAGAAACUGGUUAGGCAGGAACAGGAGCAUCAGAAACGACUUCGUCAUCAUUUUGUUGAGCACCAGGGCGAACUGCAUCGGUUAGAGGAUGAGAAAGAAUACCGCGAGGCACAAGUCUACCGUACCCAAGGCGCAAUGCUGCGGGAGCAGGAGUGUCUCAUCCAGCAGUUGUCAGAGGAGAACGUCUCCUUACAGCAGCGGCACCACGAGUCAAGCAUAGAGGCAGAGCGCUGGCGCAUGAAAUGCCAAGAGCUUAGGCAUAUAUUAAACAACACGGUGAAGACAGCGUUGUCUCCGUUAAACACCGUCAGUCGGGAACAAUACAACGACCUUGAGAGGCGGCAUCAGCUUCUUCACAAGGAAUUUGACGAGUUAUCGUUGGAAAGGUCGGAGGUGGAACAGCUGCUACGACAAACACGGCAGGAAUUGCACCAACGCCGCGCUGAACGGGACAGCGCGGUACAAGUGUUGGAUGUAUUGCAGAAGGGUCUCGACUACGUCGGUCGCAAGUUACCGCUUGUGUGUGAGGUGCCCGCCACAUAUGUCACCCAAAACUUUACACGUUAG